AUGUCUUUUAAGGUUUUGGUGCCGCAGUUUAGGAAGGACUUUGAUAAACUGGAGACCAUCCAGAGGGCAACCAAGGUGGUAAAGGGCUUUAAGUCUGUGUCAGAUAAGAAUGGGUUGAAGGAGCUGGGGGUGUUAAUCAUGGAGAAGGUUCAGGCUCUCGUCACGUGCCCUCCCACGGCGCCCAAUCAGAGCACAGAGUCCUUCCAGGCUCGCGAUUCAAACUGUUCCCAUUGCCCCUUCUGAUCCUGGCUAGGAAUCUCCCCGGGAAACUGGAAUGAAACAAUUGAGCUUUUUCGUGAUAAGAUGCCAUUACGGAAACAUCGAAGUCAUUUCAAAAGUUAUGAACGUUGCUUUACAGCCUCGGAAGCUGUGGAUUGGUUACAUGGUCUGCUCAGGGGUAGCCAGAACUUUGGUCCAGAAGUGACUCGCAAACAAACGGUACAGCUGCUAAAAAAGUUCCUGAAGAAUCAUGUUAUUGAAGACAUCAAGGGAAGGUGGGGUCACGAAGAUUUUGAGGACAACCGACAUCUUUAUAGGUUUCCUCCUUCUUCACCCCUGAAACCAUACCCAAAGAGAUCACCCUACCAAGCAAGCGUUAUCAAAUUCCCAGACUGGACUGAUCAACCACCAGGCACUACCCAAGAAAAUAUACCUGUGAGGCCUAUUGUUAUGAAUUCUGAAUCAUGGUACAAGCGUCACAGUAUUGCAAUCGGAGAAGUGCCUGCCUGCCGCCUUGUCUACCGGAGACAGCUGACAGAGGCCAAUGUGGAGGAGAUCUGGAAGUCUAUGACAUUAUCACAUUUACAGAAAAUCCUUGAACUGGACUCUCUGGAGGAAGUUUUGGAUACCAAGCUUGUCAACUCAAAGUUUAUCAUCCACAAUGUAUACAGUGUUAGUAAGCAGGGAGUUGUCAUCCUCACAGAUAAAUCAAGUGAGCUCAUAUUUUAUAUGGAUCAUUCUGCAUUAGUUCGUUUGUUACAGAAAGAGAAAAUUGCCAUUGAAGCAUUUCAGAUUUGCUGCCUCCUUCUGCCUCCUGAAAAUCGGAGAAAGUUACAGUUGUUGGUUAGGAUGAUGGCGAAGAUCUGCUUAAACAAGGAGAUUCCGCCGCUCUGUGAUGGCCUUGGCACCCGCACUCUGAUGGUCCAGACGUUUUCCCGCUGCAUCCUGGGCUCCAAGGAUGAAGUUGACUUGGAUGAGCUGUUAGCUGCCAGGCUAGUGACGUUUCUCAUGGAUAAUCACCAGGAGAUCUUGCAGGCUCCCUCUUCCUUGCAGAAUGCAAUAGAGGAGCGAGUAGCCCAUCUGCGAAGGGUCCAGAUAAAAUACCCAGGAGCGGAUACUGAUGCAACUCUGUCUGCCCCACCAUUUUGUCGUCAGAUUAGUCCAGAAGAAUUUGAAUACCAAAGAAUGUGUGGCUCCCAAGAACCCCUGGCAACAUUGUUGGAGGAAAUCAUCAUGGAUACCAAACUGUCAGUCAGAGAUAAGAAGAAAAAACUUAAACAGUUUCAGAAAUCCUAUCCUGAAGUCUACCAGGAGCGAUUUCCCACACCUGAGAGUGAAGCACUAGUGUUUCCAGAAAAAUCAAGACCUAAACCACAGCUGCUGAUGUGGGCACUGAAAAAGCCUUUUCAGCCUUUUCAAAGAACUAGAAGUUUUCGGAUGUAA
Messenger RNA from Trichosurus vulpecula (common brushtail), 1662 nucleotides. It is a transcript of the gene DEPDC1B, whose product is annotated as DEP domain containing 1B. The record is from RefSeq and is a predicted model, not a curated record. NCBI's taxonomy places the organism in Eukaryota, Metazoa, Chordata, Mammalia, Diprotodontia, Phalangeridae. The transcript has 12 exons. Gene Ontology annotation, biological process: intracellular signal transduction; positive regulation of Wnt signaling pathway.